Messenger RNA from Naegleria lovaniensis, 5601 nucleotides. RefSeq lists its product as uncharacterized. Gene Ontology annotation, cellular component: trans-Golgi network; endosome. The transcript has 6 exons. The record is from RefSeq and is a predicted model, not a curated record. NCBI's taxonomy places the organism in Eukaryota, Heterolobosea, Eutetramitea, Acrasida, Naegleriidae. Gene Ontology annotation, biological process: Golgi to endosome transport. The coding region runs from base 1 to 5601 and encodes 1866 amino acids.
AUGUUUAAAAGUCUCUCGGAGAAUCUUGGCCUUGGAGAUUUAGUAGAGAGUCCGGAAACGCUUGAACCAUCCUCUUUGUCAUCGCUCACAGCAGCAAAUGUUAAUCAUUUAACUACAAAUUCGUCUCCCUCCUUGAUUGGAUCUUCAUCUCCGGCACUAAAUGUCGUUGUUGUGCCAUUAAUUAAUUCAGAAAGUGAGCAUCCAGAUGUAGAAGAUGAAGAAAUUAUGAAAAAAAGUAAAUUCAAGUCCUACAGAGACGAUAUAAUAUCUGUUUUAAAAUCAUUUGAUAAUACCCGAGAAUGGGCUGAUUUAAUCAAAUGCUUGCAAAAGAUGAAGAAAGUUUUGAUCAAAAAUAGUUCUCUACCAAUUUUACCAGAGAAAAUUACAGUCAGCAAAAGAUUAGCACAAUGUCUCAACCCAGCUUUACCAAGCGGAGUGCAUUUAAAAACUUUGGAAACUUAUGAAGAAAUAUUUAAAUUAAUUACAGGAAAAAGAUUGGCCAGAGAUAUUCAUCUGUAUAGCUCUGGGUUAUUUACUCUAUUUCCUAGUGCAUCAUCACAAAUCAAGCCUGUUAUUUUGAAUCUAUUUGAGAAAUAUUAUUUACCACUGGGAAAAGCUCUGGUUCCAUGUUUGCCAGGAUUAGUUUUGGCACUCCUUUCCUCAUUAGAGGAAGAAGGUAGUGACAUAUUUAAGAAGACGUUGAAAGUAAUGAUCACUCUGAGAGUUAUUAGUGAUGAGAAUGUAUUCUUCCAAUCUCUAUGGAAAGGAAUAUUAUUGACUCCUCAGUUCAGAGUUUCUUCUUUAAAUCAUAUAAUAUAUUGCUUAAAAAAAAACGAAGAGCCUUUAUCUUACAAAACUCCAAUAUUUGGAGGUUGUUUAGAGUUAGUGAUUGAAGCAAUGGUGGCAUCUUUGAGAGAUAAUAAUAUUAUGGCACAACGCUCUUGCUUGGAAAUUUUAUCAUCUUUCUUAACUCUUGAUAAACGGAGUAAUGACAAUUCUGAAGGUUAUAUAUUUGAUGAUAAGUCGUUCAUCGUACUAUGCAGUAAUGCUCUCAUACUUACACUGAAAGGAGAAGUUUCCGUAAACAGAAGAAUUUUCUCUUGGCUAUUUGGUUCCAGUGAUACUGACAUUGAAUUUAUUUCUAAACACUCGAUAUCUAUUAUUUCGUCAUCGCUUAAACAAUUAAUAACUGAAAAAUGCUACAACAUUUCCAUAGCCAAAGUAAUCGAAAUAGCGAAUAUUAUUUUCGAAAGAAUUGGAGAUCACUCUUCUUUAAAAAGAUUCAUCAUGGAGAAUAUUAUCACAGACAUGAUACAUCUAUUGAGCGGUGAUCACAUUGAUAACUCAUCCAAGGAAAGUAUUUCGUCCUUUAUAUCUAACGCUGAAUCUAUGCCUUUACUAUGGGCAAGUUUGCAGCAAGCUGUACAAGAGUGUUUUGAGAAUCAAGAAAAUGAAAUCAACAACUAUAAUAUUGUUCUUGGUACAGUUGCUUUCAUGUGCAAUCAAAGGUCAGAACGACCAGUCAUUUCAGAAAUAUCAAAAUUGUUUCUAAUUUUUGUUGACUCUUUAACGGUCAAAGUUAACAACAAGAUUUAUCAAAAUAUAAUUUCUAUAGAGAGAAAUAUCAAUAUUUGUAAAUAUUUAUUAGAACAAAUUACUGGAGAGCCUGACGACUUUGCUACCAUUCUCUUUCAGAAAACAGAGACUCUCUUUAAGGCAGUGACAUCAAACUAUUUUACCGAUCAAGUACUAUCUUCUAUUGAACGGUCAUCCAUAUUUCUCUAUCGAACAUUGUUUAGAAACACCUGUGAUUUUUUAACCAAGGCAAUCGGACGGAGGCAUGCUCACUUGGAUCAAUUUGAAGAGUUUUCCUAUUCUAUCAACUCUGUUGAUAUGAUUCCUACAUUCAUGCAAACCUUAUUCUCUUGCUGCUUCUCUCAAGAUCCCUAUAUUAGCGUUUUCAGUAUGAACACCUUGUUAGGUUUUCUUUCAAACCAAGCGUCUGGAUUGAAUCGAUUCAAACAAAGAUAUAUAGUGAAAGAGUCCAACUAUUUGAAAGCUAUUACAACUCGUUUAUGGGAUAUGCUCACACCAUCAUAUUCAUAUCUUCAUUUUGAAGUGACAAGACUCAUUGUAGAGCUAUACAAUCUUAACAGACAUGUUUGCAAUGCUGUUGUUUCAGAUGCCAUGUCAAACUCGAUCGUUGACAAGAAAUUAGAAGGAAAUAGACGUUUUGCAUUGAUAUGGAGACUCAUGGACGAUUUGGACAUUAAGAAUAGAAUCUUUGAGGAUGGAUUUUACCUAAUGUUAGAUUCUAUAAGCAGCGAUCAAUCUUCAUUGAAAUUGGUGGCACAAUCUUGGCUACUUUCCUCAUUUGCACAUAUUAAUAGAUUAUUAGACCCAUUGUUACUAACUCUCAUCGAUAAGGAAUCACUGAAACAACUUUCUAAACAUACAAGAGUGAAAUCAUCAGAUUCAUCAGUAAGUGACACUAGUACAGAUUCCAACGCAGAACGAAUACAAACAUUAGCAACAAGGGAACGCAAGACUCUCUUUGAUGAAAGUAGAUGUAAAUAUGUUUUAUCUCUUUUGAGGAACAUUAUGAACGUUUCACCAGAAAUAUUUAUUGAACAAACUUUAAAAUUGAAGGCUAGUGAUGAAGUUUUGACCGUUUAUGAAAAAUUCAUUCUAGGGAAACCGUAUUAUAUGAACGAAGAAUCACUUCCUUCAUGCAAAUUGAAAUUUGAUGGAAGAGAUUACUUUUCAAUACUAGCUGUACUUUGUGUUAAAUUGAUGGAAUGUGGUAUUGUAGUGAAUUCUGACCUUUUGCCUAUGAACAAUAACAUUGUUUCUAAUGAAUCAUCACUGGACGAAUGUAUCAGAACAAGCGCUGCUGCUUUUAUCAAGAAUAUUUUGCUAAAUGGACAGGCAUUUGCCAAGACCACUGGUCUCUGUAUUGCUCUAUGUGAGUGCAUUCUCUCUCAUUUACAAAUAGCCAUUGACAAUAGUGAUGUUGUGUUUCAAGUUGAACUCUUAGGAAUGAUUCAAAUUAUCAUGGAACAUUUAGAUAGUCAUACGGUCAAGUCAAGUGCUGUAACACCUUCUCAGCAAUCAGGUGCAAUAUCUCAAUCAGCCUCUGAAGAAUCUUCUCCUAUAUACUCUUUGAUUAAUUCCCCAACAUUCUUAAAAACUAUUAUUCAAGGGCUUGUUUCAUCGAGCAGAACGGAAGCGGUAUCAACAUUUCAUUCCUUCUCAUUGUUGAGUUACUGGAUCGAUAGUAUUAUUUUAUUUCUACCUUACUUACAUUUUACAUUACCAAAACUUGUUGCAUUCAUUGCUCCUUCAUUUUGCCAAAUUAUUACUGAUAAUGCACUGCAAGGAAUUGAUAGCAUUAGAAGCCAAGUAAUUAACAGUUUGUUAACAGGAUUAAGAAAAAUGUUAGAGUAUUGCGUUUUGAGAGAGGCUCCUAAACUAACUACUCACAAUGAUGAAAACACUUCUGGAAUAGUCAUUCCUUUUAAAUUGUUUACUGACUUUGUCAAGGAUGUGUUUACACAAGAUGAUCAAAUUUCAAUUAUAACCUCACCUGAUUUUGAAGCAAGGAAGAACAUGAUGGCUGCAUUACCUUCUAUUAUUGAAGCGAUGAUCAUUGUGUGGAAAUCAUUGCGUGCAUUGGUUAUUGGCACUCCUGAAAACAACAUUUCUUCAUUGAAUGAAAAAUUGAAACAUGUUAAUUUAAGUGGAGUACCAGAGUUUGGAACUUUACAUUCACGAUUCGAUAUUGAAAGAAACAUUUUAAGAUUUAUUGAUCCAUUGAUAUUACAAUUUCCAAACCAAUUAGUGGUAUCCAUACUAAUGGUUUGGUCAAAGAUACACGAGAAUGCUUCAUCGUCCAUGUACUGUAUUGAAACUAGUCUAGAUAUUCACUUGAUGGACAUUUUAAAUAGUUGCGAUAGCGCAGUACCAGAUAGCAUAAUUUCUAGUAUUUGUGAUUUUAUUCUUAAUUCUACAAGUAUGAAUCAACAAGAAGAUGAGAAAAAAACCUCUAACAGAGUUCUAUCUUUCCAUUUUCUCAUUUACUACAUGAAGAAGUGUAUCAUGAGUGAAAAUCAUUUACAAAUUGCUCAAAAGUUGGCCGUAUUGACCAACAAUAUCUCUUCAGAAAAGAAUAUCGAUCUCUUAACCCUCACAGUCCUAUUGCGAGUAGUGUAUCAAUUUUUAACCAGAUGGGGUGCAAACAUUCAAAAUGAUAAGAAAAUCAAAUCAUCUAUGAGAGAUAGCACUCAAAAAUUGAUUGAAAUUUGUUUCACAGCCUGCACUAAGGACAUACUUGACCGAAGAAACGAUCUUGUGAAAGAUCUAAAGAGAAUAUCAUCCUCUAACAAUCUUCAAGAUCAUUCUAAAGAGGGAAUUCUUCGAAAAAGCAUCCAUGAUAGGAAUGAUCCAACCAAAAACUUCCUCAAAUUGCUUUGCAAUGUUUUAAAUGAUAUCAUGACCCACUUGUAUGGAGAGAAGGAUCUUGGACAACCAUUAAUUAUUUCAAUUCUAUAUCCAUUGUUUGUAAUCAUUAACAAUAGAGAAAUUACUAACCUCAAAAGAGUGAAGCAAGCUGUCAAACUAAUUUCUACCUUCGGUAGCUCUAUAUUGAACAUGAGACCACUCAAAAAAGAGAUUUGGGAAGCGAUACAAGAUAUCAACUUUUUUUACUGUCCAAGUUCAACAUUCAAACAUUGGCUGAAAAUAUUUUCAAAUAUGGAAACCACAGAUACAUCUUUGGUUCAAGAUUUGUUAAAUAAGUUUUCAUCUACUUCAAGUCUGCUGACAUCAAGUAGCACCGAAGCUUACGCAAGAGCUAGAUUAAUGAAAAGAAUUGCAUUCAUGUUAUUCGUUGGUAGAAACAAUGACUACAACCAUUUUAUACCUUCAAUUGUUGAGAAAAUUGUAGAAUCUCUUAAAGUGAAUGGAUCUGUUCAUAGCAACAAUACCUUGUUGUCAAGCGUUCUUCUAUUUUAUAGAGUUCUCAUUAUCAGAAUAACUUCGGAUAAUUUACGAAAAUGGUGGCCAAUGAUCAUGACUGAUAUUAUGAAAAUAUUUAGUGAAAGGACUGUUGACGAUGAAGAUUCAAGUGUCUUGAUUGAAGGUUUAAAGUUUUUAGACCUUGCUACUGUGAAGCUUCCUCAAGAAUUUCAAUUGUACAAGUGGAUAUUCAUUAGAGACACCACUGACUGUGGUAAGCAGCCAUUAUCAAUAUUGUUUUCUCCCUACUUGGAUCCAUUUGUUGAUCCAACCUGUGACGUUUCUGUUACUCUAAACACAGCUCAGAAAGAAGUAAGAGUGCCUGUUUCUACCUCCUUUUUGAGAAGUGAUAUUGCAUCCACCAGGAUUUUUGCAUCAAUUCUUUCAUCUGAAAGUAGACAACAACAGCUGUAUUCUGCCACCUCGUUUAAUGCUUUAGAAUGUGAUGACGAAACAAUUAACUUUGGUAUUCAAGAAGAUUUGGUGGAGUUGAGCAAUGAAGAUAAGUCCAGACUUAAGAAUGAGCCAACACCAAGCAUAAAUGCCGAAGAAAAUUGGAUUAUGAUCGAUACUCUCAACAAUUAA